AAUGUCAACAAGUGGUGAGUAUCCGCCUGUUAGAUAAUGUUUCAAUUAAUACUGCCCCAGUUUUUGUGAUUUAAAAGUAGCUAAAUUUUCAGAUUCAACAAUCCUAUUAUGCAGUAGUUGUUAUGAACUUUACAAAAGAAGAAAUUGUUGUUAUUUUUGUGCUCAAGUGUAUAAGGAUGAUGAAUAAAAUUUCCUUGAUGGCAAAAAAUGGGUUUAAUGUGAUAAUUAACGAUGUGGGAAAUGGGUAUAAUAAUUAUUAAGAUUUAUAUAGACACACAUUGAUUGUGAAGUAUCAGACAUUGAAUCGUAAUUGUAACAUAAAAGUUUCAAAUAUAAAUGUCCUUGGUGUAGGAUAGAGAAAGAUAAAAAGAAAAAGUAAUCACAGCUUACAAAAUCAUUAAUAAAUUAAGAUUAAGGAGAUUAAUCUGAUUAAGAUCCAGAAUAUAUACAUUCUUUAAUAAAAAAAACAUCAUUAGAAGAAUCCAGUAUAUAAUAAAUUUAUGAGCCUUGGUUGAAAAAAAAUACAUUCUUAGAAGAAUUGCUAAAAAAAAAUGGUUUUUAAUUGUAUAAUAAUUAGGAGAGUUUACUUAGUGCAUAAAUUAAGAGGAACUAUAAAGCGAUUUAAUUAAAAUGAGGAAUUUACUAAAAAAAUGA
Paramecium pentaurelia is the source of this 654-nucleotide messenger RNA. Lineage: Eukaryota; Ciliophora; Oligohymenophorea; Peniculida; Parameciidae. The record is from the annotation of a GenBank genome assembly.